Striga asiatica is the source of this 2779-nucleotide messenger RNA. The record is from the annotation of a GenBank genome assembly. Lineage: Eukaryota; Viridiplantae; Streptophyta; Magnoliopsida; Lamiales; Orobanchaceae.
AAUCAGAAAACAAAAAACAAAGAACACAAAUGACAAAACAUAACAAUAAUUUUUCAGCAAAUAUCAAAUCAAACACAAUUACACCAAGUGCAGCAUCCCCACAACCCAACCCAUCAUCGACCCAACAUUUUCUUUAAUUGCUUUAUUUAUUUAUUCAUUUUCCCCUUUUCGGCUUAAACCCCGUCGCGCGCACCUUUGCCUUUCUCUCUCCCUAAUUGCCUGCAACUCGCAAAAACUUCAAUCCUUUCCGACCCCUUUUGUUUUUUGCCUUUUAUUUUCUGCUGUAGUUUGUAAUUGCUGUAUUUUGUAAUCAAAAUUGAAGUGAGCCGUAUGCUUUAAUUUACCAUUAAUGGCCCGUAAUAUCCGGCUUUUUCUACAUCCAUGGAUUGCAUCUACCUGCAGAAUUUGAAUAUUAGGGUUAUGGGUGUUGAUUUUCUUGAUGCUUUUCACGCGGUUUUAUGAUUGACAUUUAAGCUGGUUCUUCCAGAUCGCGGUCAGAUCUUAAGAUGUCCUGAUCUGGCUGAAUAGUUGGGAUUCUUGUAAAAAUGAGGACAUAAAUGGAAAGCUGAGGUGAUAACUCAUUAGCUGGAAUACUACAAGUGCAACAAUUAUUUGCCUUUAAGUUUGGUGGUAGAGAAUUUAGGAGCCGAACUCAUUUACUGACCGAUUUGUCACAUUUUCCAGCACUUUUCUUCACAUAUUAGGGCUUUUGCUUCUGCUUCCAAAAAAAACCACAACUUAAACAUCAGCAGCAUUUGAGUUCCCUCAAAGAAAGUCUCUCAACUCAUAGAAACCUCCAAGUGAUGAUAAAGAACAUCCUCAACAAGCUCCCUCGUAAGCAAACCAAGCUAUCAGACAACCGUGAAAAUGGCGGGCCCUCCAAUUACCCCCCCAAUUCAUCCAGAAGAGCCCACGACCACCCGCCGCAUGCAAGGGAAAACGGGAACGCGGGCCCAAAACCCGGCCCGUACGACUCCCUCCCCACCUUCCGGGACGUCCCGAAUUCCGAGAAGCAGACCUUAUUCCUCAAAAAGCUGAACCUAUGUUGCGUCUUGUUCGACUUCGCGGACCCCACAGCAAACCUCAAGGAAAAGGACAUCAAACGGCAGACGCUAGUCGAGCUCGUGGACUACGUGGCCUCGGCCAACGCGAAAUUCACGGAGACCGCAAUGCAAGAGAUGGUGCGCAUGGUGUCCGCGAACCUUUUCCGCACGUCCCAUGCCUUGGCGCGCGAGAGCCGAGCCCUCGAGGCCUUCGAUUUAGAGGAGGAAGAGCCGCUGAUGGACCCCGCGUGGGCCCACCUGCAGGUCGUUUACGAGCUUCUCCUCCGGUUCGUGGCCUCCCCAGAAACGGAUGCCAAGCUGGCGAAGCGCUACGUGGACCACUCAUUCGUGCUCCGCCUACUCGACCUCUUCGACUCGGAGGACCCCAGGGAGAGGGACUACCUCAAGACCGUGCUUCACCGCAUAUACGGUAAGUUCAUGGUUCAUCGACCUUACAUCAGGAAAGCCAUCAACAAUAUUUUCUACCGAUUCAUAUUCGAGACGGAAAAGCAUAAUGGGAUAGCCGAGCUGUUGGAGAUUCUGGGGAGUAUAAUCAAUGGGUUUGCAUUGCCACUGAAGGAGGAGCAUAAGCUUUUUCUCGUGAGGGCGCUUAUUCCGCUUCACAAGCCGAAAAGCAUACCGGCGUACCACCAGCAGCUCUCGUACUGCGUAACGCAGUUUGUGGAGAAGGACUGCAAGCUGGCGGAUACUGUCGUAAGGGGGCUGCUUAAGUAUUGGCCGGUGACUAAUAGUUCGAAGGAGGUGAUGUUUUUGGGGGAGUUGGAGGAGGUUUUGGAGGCGACCCAGCUGCCUGAGUUCCAGCGCUGCAUGGUGCCUUUGUUCCGGAGGAUCAGUCGAUGCCUCAGCAGCUCGCAUUUUCAGGUGGCAGAGAGGGCUCUCUUCUUAUGGAACAACGACCACAUCGAGAACCUCAUCAAACAAAACCGUAAGGUCAUACUCCCAAUAAUCUUCCCCUCACUAGAGAAAAACGCGCGGGCCCACUGGAAUCAGGCAGUCCAGAGUCUGACCCUUAAUGUUCGCAAGAUAUUCUCUGACGUGGACCCUGACUUAUUACAAGAGUGCCUACUCAAGUUUCAAGAAGAUGAAGCCCAAGAACAGGAAAUCAAGGCCAAACGAGACUCCACCUGGAAACACCUUGAGGAAAUAGCCACGGCCAAAGCUGCCAGCAAUGAGCCAGUUCUUGUGCCCUUAAGGACGAGCACUAAAACGCCAUCUGGGUAAAAAGAUUUCGAUGCUCAAUGUUUAUUUAUUUAUUUUUAUUCUGUGGUCUUGACUGAUCGUUCUUUUGGGUCGCACCCGAAUAAGUGAGGAUGGGACAUGUAUGGCCAAAAAAAGGUAAAAAAAAAGAGAGGAUAGAAAAAGAAAAGGGGAGCAGAUGGAAAAUAUAUUUUUGCUGUUCAGAAAAUGGGGAACUAGUGUACAUAUGGAAUUGGGAUGUGGCCUGCUACUAAAAACGGCUGUAGUGUCUUUUAACUGUAUGUGAUAUUUAUUGGCAAAUUGGUUUUUUUUUUCUCAUUUGUCGGUUUUAGAGAAUUUGAGGUUAAGUGAAGGGUUGUGCUUUUCUUUUUGAUUUUUUGGUUUGUUUUGUUUGGUUCUGUUUUCUCUGUGUAGAAUUUUUUUAGGUGGAUUUUGAUUCAUGUAUUCUCUCAUCUGCAAUUAUUAUAUAUAAAUAUGUAGCAUUACGGUGUCAUGAAUGCGCGCCUGUUCUAUUCUGU